Molecule: messenger RNA, 4061 nt
Organism: Astyanax mexicanus (Mexican tetra)
Lineage: Eukaryota; Metazoa; Chordata; Actinopteri; Characiformes; Acestrorhamphidae
Gene: tnni3k
Product: TNNI3 interacting kinase
Exons: 25
Coding region: 118-2625 (835 amino acids)
Biological process (GO): regulation of transcription by RNA polymerase II; protein phosphorylation
Cellular component (GO): nucleus
Molecular function (GO): protein kinase activity; RNA polymerase II-specific DNA-binding transcription factor binding; ATP binding
Source: RefSeq, a predicted model, not a curated record
GGGCUUUAUCUGCUGGUGUGUAUUGUGUGUGUGUGUGUGUUUAAGGCUGGAAUAGAGUUUCAGCUGUAUGACACUAUUCUCUCCUCUCCCAGUGAAGGGUCCGGUCCGAGCGGUCCGAUGGGGAAUUAUAAAUCACGACCCACACAGACGUGCACAGACGAAUGGAAGAAGAAAGUGAGCGAGUCGUACUCUGUGAUCAUCGAAAGGCUGGAGGAUGAUCUGAGGGUUAAAGAUGAAGAGCUGGCUGAGCUGCAGCAUGUGUUCAGCUCGGAUGAAGCUUUUAAUAAGGUGAACCUGAACUAUCGCACAGAGAACGGUCUGUCGCUGCUGCACCUGUGCUGCAUAUGUGGAGGAAAUAAAUCCCACAUCAGGACGCUGAUGCUGAAAGGGCUGCGUCCCUCCAGACUCACCAGGAAUGGCUUCACUGCACUGCACCUCGCUACCUAUAAGGACAGUGCUGAGCUGGUUACAGCACUGCUGCAUGGUGGAGCUGAUAUCCAGCAGGUUGGGUAUGGAGCUCUUACAGCCCUGCAUGUGGCCACCAUAGCAGGUCAUCUGGAGGCUGUUGACAUUCUCCUGCAACAUGGGGCUUAUGUUAACAUCCAGGAUGCUGUGUUCUUCACCCCUCUGCACAUAGCAGCCUACUUCGGCCACGAGCAGGUGUGUAAGCUGCUGCUGAAAUUUGGUGCGGAUGUGAACGUGAGCGGGGAGGUGGGUGACCGUCCGCUUCACCUGGCCGCCGCAAAAGGGUUCCUGGGCAUCAUCCGGCUGCUGAUGGAAGAGGGAGGCAAAACUGAUGUAAAUGCUCAGGAUAACGAGGACCACGUGCCGCUGCAUUUCUGUGCCCGUUUUGGCCACCAGGACAUUGUGCACUUCCUGCUGCAGGGGAACUUCGAUGUCCAGCCACAUUCAGUCAACAUCUACGGAGACACACCUCUCCAUCUGGCUUGCUAUAAUGGAAAGUUUGAGGUGGUGAAGGAACUGCUGCAGCUCACAGGAACUGACAGCCUAUCCAAAGAGAACAUCUUCAGUGAGACAGCUUUUCACAGUGCCUGCACAUAUGGCAAGGACUUGGACAUGGUAAAGUUUCUAAUCAGCCAGAACGCAAUGAGUAUAAAUCAUCAGGGCCGAGAUGGGCACACAGGUUUGCACAGUGCCUGCUUUCAUGGGCACAUCCGCCUGGUUCAGUUCCUGUUGGACAAUGGGGCGGAUAUGAACCUGGUAGCGUGUGACCCCAGCCGCUCAAGUGGGGAGAAAGAGGAGCAGACCUGCCUCAUGUGGGCCUACGAGAAAGGUCAUGAUGCCAUCGUGACCCUGCUGAAACAUUACAAGCGACCCCAGGAAGAUUCACCCUGCAAUGAGUAUUCCCAGCCAGGAGGGGAUGGAUCUUAUGUUUCUGUCCCAUCUCCACUGGGAAAGAUCAAAAGCAUGACCAAAGAAAAGGCGGACAUCCUACUCCUGAGAGCGAGCCUCCCAUCCAACUUCCAGCUUCAGCUCUCAGAGCUGGAGUUUAAUGAGAUUAUCGGCUCAGGUUCUUUUGGGAAGGUCUACAAAGGAAAGUGUCGCAACAAGAUUGUAGCAAUCAAAAGGUAUCGUGCCAACACCUACUGCUCCAAGUCCGACACGGACAUGUUCUGCCGAGAGGUGUCCAUCCUGUGUCGGCUCAACCACCCCUGUGUCAUCCAGUUUGUGGGGGCGUGUCUAGAUGACCCGAGCCAGUUUGCUAUAGUAACACAGUACGUCUCCGGAGGAUCCCUGUUCUCUCUACUACACGAGCAGAAGAGCAGGAUCAUCGACCUGCCGUCCAAACUCAUCAUCGCCAUCGAUGUGGCCAAGGGCAUGGAGUACCUGCACAAUCUCACCCAGCCCAUCAUCCACCGGGACCUCAACAGCCAUAAUAUUCUGCUAUAUGAAGAUGGCCAUGCUGUGGUGGCUGAUUUCGGAGAGUCCCGUUUCCUUCUCUCCAUGGAUGAGGAUAACAUGACAAAACAACCCGGGAACCUGCGAUGGAUGGCACCUGAGGUAUUUACCCAGUGUACCCGCUACACAGUGAAAGCAGACAUGUUCAGCUAUGCCCUCUGCCUGUGGGAACUGCUGACAGGGGAGGUCCCAUUUGCCCACCUCAAGCCAGCUGCUGCAGCUGCUGAUAUGGCCUACCAUCACAUCCGGCCUCCUAUUGGAUACUCCAUCCCCAAACCCCUCUCAGCGCUGCUGAUGCAAGGCUGGAACGCAAGUCCAGAGGAGAGGCCGGAGUUCUCAGAGGUGGUGGCUAAGCUGGAGGAGUGUCUGUGUAAUGUGGAGCUAAUGUCUCCAGCCUCCAGUAACAGCAGUGGGUCCCUGUCCCCCUCUGCGUCAUCAGACUGCCUGCUGAGUCGUGGGAGUCCUGGCCGGAGCCACGUAGCCGCUCUGCGCUCACGGUUUGAGCUGGAGUAUGCUCUUAACUCCCGGGCAUACACAGCCUGGAGCCAGAGUUCUGGCCGGCGGUUCUCUCAGGGUCUGUCUCUGGAUGAGCUGAGGAGGAACAUGCAGUUCCCACCAAUCGACAGAAAUGGAUACGUAUCAGAUCCCAUGAGCACCAUGAGGUUCCACUCCAGCAGCAACGCCAGUUUUGAGGACAGCAGCUAACUACACACACACACACACACACACACACACACACUUGCAAAUCAUAAGUUUGGAUUUUUGAUUUAUCAACUAGAAAAACCUUAUGAUCCUCAAACUUGUCUAUUUGCUUGACUUAUGAUUUAGCGAAUAUCCUGUCAGUUUCCUGUGUUAAUAAAACUGUACUGAAAAAGGCUAGAAAGUGCAUAUUAGUUACCUCUGCUCUACAACAUUAAAUAAAUAUCUCAUUAUAUUCUAAAACAUUUAUUUAUACUUCAUAUCACCAUUAAAACUCAAUGCUAUGCUAGCCAGUAUCAAUAUCAGUGUCCACUGCAGGAGCUACUUAAGACUGUAUUCAAUUUAAAUACAAUACGACACAUCUAAUAAGCAUAUCUAAUAUGCAAAACAUCUAAUAUGAGCUGACUGGAUAUUCUAACACAAAUACAGCUCUGGAAAAAAAAGAGAUAAGCUACAAAUAAUGAGUUUCUUUGAUUUUACCAAAUUGAAAACCUCUGGAAUAUAAUCAAGAGGAAGAUGGAUGAUCACAAGCCAUCAGACCAAGCUGAACUGCUUACAUUUUUGUACCAGGAGUAAAGCAGCAUAAAGUUAUCCAAAAGCAGUGUGUAAAACUGGUGGAGGAGAACAUGACACAAUGCAUGAAAACUGUGAUUAAAAACCAGGGUUAUUCCACCAAAUAUUGAUUUCUGAACUCUUAAAUCUUUAUGAAUAUAAACUUGUUUCUUUUUUUUGCAUUUUUUUUGUCUGAAAGCUCUGCAUCUUUUUUGUUGUUUCAGCCAUUUCUCAUUUUCUGCAAAUAAAUGCUCUAAAUGACAAUAUUUUUAUUUGGAAUUUGGGAGAAAUGUUGUCUGUAGUUUACAGAAUAAGACAGCAAUGUUCAUUUUACUCAAACAUAAAAGUAUAAAUAACAAAAUGAGAGAAACUGAUUCAGAAACUGAAGUGGUCUCUUUAUUUUUUUCCAGAGCUGUACAUGUGUUAGAAGGUUCUUUGCUUUUUAAGAUCUUCUUUUGAGCUUCAUGAUGUUGUCAGACAGGUUCUAUUUAAGUGAUUUCGUCAUUCUACAGGUCUGGCAGUAAUCAGGCCUGGUUGUGGUUAUAAGUGACAUUGAACUUUCCAAAAAAAUGUAGUUAAUCAGUUAAUUCAUGGGAGGUAUUUUAUUUUUUUUAUUAUUGUUUUUAUUUAUUUUUUUUACACAGGGCUAGAUUGGUUUGGUUAGUGAGUAAGAAAUGAGUAAGAAAUGAACUCUUGGAAGUGGGCAUGUCAGAAUAAGUUAGAUAGUCCUCCAAAUAACAGUUUAAUUUAUGGUUAAAGUUUUUUUUUUUUCAUUUUAUGUAGUGUUUUUUGUUCAUAUUCAUGUUUAUCAUGUGUUUUUCAGUGAGCUUCAUCUCUGAGUGGUUUAACCAUUGUACCAAUAAACGUGACAAAAAAACAAAACAACUAAA